UUAUAUCACCUAUUUUUAUUAUUCUGUUUAUACAGUAAUGUUAACUGUUCACUUGCACUUUCAAAACAACAACCACAACUUUGAAAUAUCAAAAUACCUGUACAUAGUUCCCAUGUGUAUAUGAAAUCUUUGUACUAUAUCAUUAUUUUUAACAUUCAUCUUUGAAAUUCCAAAGAUCACAUUACCAAACCGAUACUAGAUAGUAUCUACUGUGCAUGGUAGUGUACAUGGAAAUAUGUGCGUGCCAAAUUAUGAUAUUUUGUAUUUAAUGGAGUCUGACAAUAAUUUAAACGGUAAUAAUUUUUAACUGUAAUGUAUAAAAAAAAUUGGCUAAUGAGGGGAUUGUUAAUGUCAACAAAUUAAAGGAACAAAUAAGUGUUACAGGCGGAUAAAGUUUUAAAAGCCUUUUUUGUUUGUGAGGAAUUCAAUAGUUUUAACAUAAAGGUCUCAUUCCUUUAAGAAAACAGAAAAUAACUUACCAGAAAAUUUGCAUCUACUUUGUGUAUAUGACAAUUGUCUAAUAAUAUCAAUAAACUUAACGAUUUUAAAAUGUUUUUAUUUCUUUGUUAGAGUUGCGUGAAAAGUGUGGAAACCAAAUAACCUGCGUUAGAAUUGUGCACUGUACCUUUAAGAUUUGCGACAUGUCGUAAAUACCCACUGUCGUAAAUAAUCACAUGGAGACAUCAUGGAUGCUCCUGAGUUAGCUCUAUAUUAUUUUACUUUUAGUCAUGUCUUCAGCUAGAUUGUGAACAAUUGUUGAUUGUUGAAAAACAGGAAACGCUUUCCUGAAAAUAAGCGACAACUCAUAGCUCAGCUGACAGCUCAUUCCGGUUGUUUAACCACAGCAGCUCUGUGAGUGUGUUUCUGUGAGUGUGUUUCUGUGAGUGUGUGUUUCUGUGAGUGUGUGUUUAUGUGUGUGUGUGUGUGUGUGUGUGUAAGCGAGUACCUGCUCACAGUGUGCAGUCUGCAUCAUGUUCGUGUUGGUGGAGAUGGUCGACACUGUCAGGAUCCCUCCGUGGAACUUCCAGAGACAGCUCAACGAGGCCAUAGCCGAGGAGCUCAACAAGAAACUGGCCAACAAGGUGGUCUACAACGUUGGCCUGUGCAUCUGCUUGUACGACAUCACUAAACUGGACGACUCCUAUAUAUUCCCGGGGGACGGAGCCUCACACACCAUAGUUCAUUUCAGGUACGUUGUUUUUCACCCUUUUCUCGAUGAGAUCCUGCUCGGCAAGAUCAAGUACUGCAGUCAAGAGGGAGUUCAUGUGACGAUGGGCUUCUUUGAUGACAUUCUCAUUCCACCAGAGUCCCUUCAACAGCCCGCAAAAUUUGAUGAAGCAGAGCAAGUUUGGCUCUGGGAAUAUGAGACGGACGAGGGCGCCCAUGACCUCUACAUGGACCAGGGAGAGGACAUCCGUUUUCGGGUGACAGAUGAAAUUUUUGUGGACACGUCACCAACGGGCCCGGCCACUGCAGACUUACCAGCACAACCGCCGACGGUGCCGCCGCCAGCAGAAGAGAUCGUGGAGAAGAAAGAGGCACCGUACACGCUGAUUGGGACCAUCUGUGACCCAGGGCUGGGGCUGCUGUCAUGGUGGAACAGUUAGCACCACGGAGGAAGAAGAGGACAUUCGGUGGUUUACGAACAGAUCGACCAUCAUGACUGACCGGAGAGGCGAGGAGCGGUCAGCUGGAGACACAGAACCCAGUAGUUUGGGUACAGAAGUCAAGACUCAAAGUCGAGCUGCUCUCUGAAACAAGAUACUGUUAGUGGAAAGACACUGAUGUCACAUUGUGAUUGUGUUGUAAAUAAUAUACCAAUUUCAUGUUUACAUGUAAACUUUACUAUAGAUUUAAAAAUAGAAUGAUUCAACGGACAUUUACUUUUAUUUGGUCUAUUUCAUGAGAUUUUGACCCCUAAUUGAAAAGAAAACAAGAAUGAAGUCAUUCAUUAUUUGAAUCAUAAUGUCGUCACUACUUUAGUAUGAUUGUUGGACAGACACAGGUCACAAGAUCUGACUUCAAUGGCUCAAAUUAGGUGCUGUUAAACACUGAACAGCAUUUGUCAGGGAUGAAUACAUGUGCCUAAUGGUGGGAGAAGCUACGGAAAUAAGGCUGAGUGAUAUUUCUGUUGGUAGGAGUUAGGCCCACAGUACAAUUUAUAACACAUUUGUAUCAUCAAGAUCCAGAAAAUGAUAACUUUGCAGCAAUAAAAAAUGUUUAAAUGUCGAGCUUAAAAUAUUUACUUUUCAUUUGAUUUGAAAAAGUCUACUACCUCUUUUUGUGCACACAUCGCCAGUUUAUUCAACAGCCUUCUGGCAUUUUGUGUUUCUGUUUUGUCUCACAGUAAAAUGGCGUAUCAUCAACGUGA
Molecule: messenger RNA, 2371 nt
Organism: Cottoperca gobio
Lineage: Eukaryota; Metazoa; Chordata; Actinopteri; Perciformes; Bovichtidae
Gene: polr3h
Product: polymerase (RNA) III (DNA directed) polypeptide H
Exons: 6
Coding region: 972-1607 (211 amino acids)
Biological process (GO): DNA-templated transcription; transcription initiation at RNA polymerase III promoter
Cellular component (GO): RNA polymerase III complex
Molecular function (GO): DNA binding; DNA-directed RNA polymerase activity
Source: RefSeq, a predicted model, not a curated record